Acanthoscelides obtectus is the source of this 201-nucleotide messenger RNA. The record is from the annotation of a GenBank genome assembly. Lineage: Eukaryota; Metazoa; Arthropoda; Insecta; Coleoptera; Chrysomelidae.
AUGGACAGCUCUCAAAAGGAAGCUAAUAGAAUAGUGUCGCACACACACAGCAAACACGAGGAAAAUAAGACAGAGCAAGCGAGAACCAGAACUCAAGCAAAUUCUGAGACAAAUCCCGAGAGACGAAAAGCGCUUGUUUGUUUCAAUUGUGGUUCCAAGGACACAAAUCAGCAGCAUGUCCUAGCAAAGAUAAGGGAGUAA